Molecule: messenger RNA, 1917 nt
Organism: Brettanomyces bruxellensis
Lineage: Eukaryota; Fungi; Ascomycota; Pichiomycetes; Pichiales; Pichiaceae
Exons: 1
Coding region: 1-1917 (638 amino acids)
Molecular function (GO): mannosyltransferase activity
Source: RefSeq, a predicted model, not a curated record
AUGCUUGUUAAGAUACAAAUUGUUUCUUCCCCUCUGGAGAUCACGAUAUCUGAUACGGUAUCUAAAACUUCUUUGAGCAUAAAGGAUGAAACGGACAUAUUUUUGGAUAAACUAUAUCAGGCCGACAAGGCAAAGUCAGAAAAAAAAAAUAGUAAAUCCGCAGCUAAGGAAGUUGAUGUUGAAGAAGAUAAAAGUUCUGAUGAUGCACCAUCAAAGGACGAUGGUAAUGAGGACCCUAAGCAGAGAGAAAAAUAUCGGAUAGAAAAGGAAUUUAAGAAUGAUCCCUGCCUUUCAAAAACCAUUUUGGAAUCCAGGUACAGUUCUAUGAAAUUGAAGUCUUUCUAUGGUACACAUGAAUUGAGCAAUGAUGAGAAUUAUUUCUUGGAUUUAACAUGUGGUGAUAUUGAAUACGUUCCAGAAGAUGCAGACUCCCAGUUAGAAUAUACGGACUCCCGUUUGUUAGAUGAUGAUUUUGAGUCCCUCAAUCAGUAUUUACGUAAGACUGGAUACGGAUCAAUAAUAGCUGGGGAAGACGCCGAUCUUGACAGCUACGACUUUUCCUCGCUAACAGAUUGGUAUCGAUUUACAGGCUCAUCUGUCUGGCUCCCUGAUCAGAAAUAUCACCUUAUGAUGAGUAGGAUUGUUUACUCCCCGAAUAAGAUUCCGUUGGUUUCGUUCAUUCGUUUGCAGUUGUUUGAUCCAAAUUGGAAGGAGAUUAAAGGUCGCCGUUUGAGAUAUGUUGAUAUUGAUGACAAAGAACUCAAGAGUGCAGUUGUCAACUACGAAAGAACAAAGAACGAAACUAUUUUGGAUGGCAUAUCAAUUAAAUUUCCAAAUAUUUUAGACAUAAAUCUUGAUGUCGAGAGCAGAUCCGAUUUGUUAGGGCCAGAAGAUCCGAGAAUUUUAUAUAAGAGCACGGGUGAUGUUCAUGAGCCCGUUGCCGUGUUCAAUCAGGAUCUUCGAGGAAGAAGAACUAUGUACGCAACAUUUCCACUACGUCAUACCAAACCAGGGCACAAGAAAGAGACUUUAAUGUUGCGCACAUCUCUUAUGGGGGAUUACCCAUUCGAAAAAAAUUGGACACCAUUCUUCAGCAAUAUAUCACCGCCUCCUCCUCCAGGUUCCAGAGGCUGGAUGUACAUGUUCUACGCCUUAGAUCCAUUAAAAAUUUUUAAGUGUGAUUUAGACACUGGUUAUUGCGAUAUCGUACAACAGAAUGGCAAGAAGACAGACAUUGAUAGAGGUGGAUUACUUACAUCUGUUCGUGGUGCCACAAGUUUAAGGUCUAUUCCUAGAAAGAUAGUCCAAAGAAUGCUUCGAAGAGAUGGAAUUCUGGACCCAGAUUACCCACUUGAAAUAUGGGUGGGAUUCGUGAAAACCCAUAUUGAUGAAUGUGGCUGUGGCGCCAUGUUGUACAGACCAAACAUAAUGGUUCUUGUGAGGCAGGAAAACUCUUUUAGAAUUGAUCUACUUUCAAGUAGUAUAGACUUUGGAAAAGAUGUUAUGUCAUGGGAUGAUUUGACCUCUACAUACUGUGAUGACGGCAACAACGUGUUAAAUGCGAACGAGAUCUCGUUUUGGCAUAUCUCUGAUGAACUCCCACAGGAUAUUCAGCCUUUCGACCCGUCUGCCAAAGAGAUUCCCAAAUAUGACGAUUACAUGGCAUUAACCUUGAGUGAAGCCGAUGAAAACGUCCAGGUGGUGUUUUUGAGGCACGUGUUAAACUAUGUUCUUGGGUUUUAUAAGCAUACCAAACUUGUUUUAAGUUCAAGGGAUAUAAAUGGAGAAAUCGAAGAGCGUACAAAAAGAGUUGAAGAUUGCAUGCUUCGAUCAGGUAUCGAAUAUUGCCAUGAAUAUGCUAAAAUACAUACGAGACCGAAGUCAGAUGAAGCUCCAUCUUCGGAAAAUGGUGACUAA